CACCCUUCUCCCUCCCCUUCUCGGAGCCGAGUGCUGUUUUUGUUGUUGGUGAAAGGUGAGGGGACAGCUGAUCCGUCUGUGGGGAGGGCAGCCAUCUCAGGGCCAGAAUGGAAGAAUCAUCGCUAAGCCGGGCACCAUCCCGGGGUGGAGUCAACUUUCUGAAUGUAGCCCGGACCUACAUCCCCAACACCAAGGUGGAGUGUCACUACACGCUCCCCCCAGGCACUGUGCCCAGUGCCAGCGACUGGAUUGGCAUCUUCAAGGUGGAGGCUGCCUGUGUCCGGGAUUACCACACGUUUGUGUGGUCUUCGGUGCCUGAAAGUGCAACUGAUGGUUCCCCCAUCCAUGCCAGUGUCCAGUUCCAAGCCAGCUACCUGCCCAAACCCGGAGCCCAGCUCUACCAGUUCCGGUACGUGAACCGCCAGGGCCGGGUGUGUGGGCAGAGCCCCCCUUUCCAGUUCCGAGAGCCACGGCCCAUGGAUGAACUGGUGACCCUGGAGGAGACUGACGGCGGCUCUGACAUCCUGCUGGUUGUUCCCAAGGCAACUGUGCUGCAGAACCAGCUGGAUGAGAGCCAGCAAGAGAGGAAUGACCUGAUGCAGCUGAAGCUGCAGCUGGAGGGGCAGGUGACAGAGCUGAGGAGCCGAGUACAGGAGCUCGAGACGGCUCUGGCAUCCUCCAGGCAGGAGCACGUGGCACUGAAGGAGCAGUACAAGGGGCUUUCCCGGUCCCACGGGGAGCUCACAGAAGAGAGGGACGUCCUGAGCCGGCAACAGGGAGACCACGUGGCCCGCAUCCUGGAGCUGGAGGAUGACAUCCAGACUAUCAGUGAGAAGGUGCUGACGAAAGAGGUGGAGCUGGACAGGGUUAGAGACACAGUGAAGGCCCUGACUCGGGAACAAGAGAAGCUCCUUGGGCAGCUGAAGGAAGUGCAGGCAGACAAGGAGCAAAGCGAGGCUGAGCUCCAGGUGGCACAGCAGGAGAACUGUCGCUUGAAUUUGGAGCUACAGGAGGCCAGGGGCCGGCAGGAGGAGCAGAGUGCUCAGGCCCAGCGACUGAAGGACAAGAUGGCCCAGAUGAAGGACACCCUCGGCCAGGCCCAGCAGCGGGUGGCUGAGCUGGAGCCCCUGAAGGAGCAGCUUCGAGGGGCCCAGGAGCUUGCAGCCUCGAGCCAGCAGAAAGCCGCCCUUCUUGGGGAGGAGCUGGCCAGCGCAGCAGGAGCCAGGGACCGCACCAUAGCCGAGCUGCACCGCAGCCGCCUGGAAGUGGCUGGAGUCAACGGCAGGCUGGCUGAGCUCAGUCUGCACUUGAAGGAGGAAAAAAGCCAGUGGAGCAAGGAGCGGGCGGGGCUGCUGCAGAGUAUGGAGGCCGAGAAGGACAAGAUCCUAAAGCUGAGUGCAGAGAUACUUCGACUGGAAAAGGCAGUACAGGAGGAGAAGACCCAGAACCAAGUGUUCAAGACUGAACUGGCCCAGGAAAAGGACUCUAGCCUGGUGAGGCGCCCGGCCACCCGAGAGUCCCGGGCCCAGGCCUCCUGAGGCAUCAGUGCCCCUUCCCUCUGUCUUGGCUGUGGGCUCAG
Molecule: messenger RNA, 1579 nt
Organism: Physeter macrocephalus (sperm whale)
Lineage: Eukaryota; Metazoa; Chordata; Mammalia; Artiodactyla; Physeteridae
Product: calcium-binding and coiled-coil domain-containing protein 1
Exons: 10
Coding region: 108-1538 (476 amino acids)
Biological process (GO): positive regulation of transcription by RNA polymerase II
Molecular function (GO): transcription coactivator activity
Source: RefSeq, a predicted model, not a curated record